This is a messenger RNA of Saimiri boliviensis boliviensis (Bolivian squirrel monkey), 1878 nucleotides long. It is a transcript of the gene NCK1, whose product is annotated as NCK adaptor protein 1. The record is from RefSeq and is a predicted model, not a curated record. Gene Ontology annotation, biological process: negative regulation of PERK-mediated unfolded protein response; ephrin receptor signaling pathway; positive regulation of endoplasmic reticulum stress-induced intrinsic apoptotic signaling pathway. NCBI's taxonomy places the organism in Eukaryota, Metazoa, Chordata, Mammalia, Primates, Cebidae. Gene Ontology annotation, cellular component: cytoplasm. Gene Ontology annotation, molecular function: signaling adaptor activity; ephrin receptor binding; receptor tyrosine kinase binding.
CCGCUGAGUUAGCUCCGGGGGCGCCGUCUGCAGGCUCGGAACUGAGCCGGAGGGGGCGCGGAGGCUGCUCGGGGGGCCUGGACGUCUGCACUGGGAUUCCGCUAGACCCUUGGGGCGCUGCCCCAGGGAGCGCGAAGCCGUGGCCUCCGUGUCAGCCCCUGGAGCGCUGCGUCGGGGUUAGAGCCCGGGCGGCCGCCCCUGCGAGGCUGGGAGGUGGAGUGUGCGGCGCGCUCGCCGGCUUGUCUGUUUUCUCCUGAAAAAGUCCUGUUGGCAGCUGUGGCGUCAUCCAAGGCCGGGAAGUGCUGAAGCUGUUGAAAGAUGGCAGAAGAAGUGGUGGUAGUAGCCAAAUUUGAUUAUGUGGCUCAACAAGAACAAGAAUUGGACAUCAAGAAAAAUGAGAGAUUAUGGCUUCUGGAUGAUUCUAAGUCCUGGUGGCGAGUUCGAAAUUCCAUGAAUAAAACAGGUUUUGUGCCUUCUAACUAUGUGGAAAGGAAAAACAGUGCUCGGAAAGCAUCUAUUGUAAAAAACCUAAAAGAUACCCUAGGCAUUGGAAAAGUGAAAAGAAAACCUAGUGUGCCAGAUUCUGCAUCUCCUGCUGAUGAUAGUUUUGUUGAUCCAGGGGAACGUCUCUAUGACCUCAACAUGCCCGCUUAUGUGAAAUUUAACUACAUGGCUGAGAGAGAGGAUGAAUUAUCAUUGAUAAAGGGGACAAAGGUGAUCGUCAUGGAGAAAUGCAGUGAUGGGUGGUGGCGCGGUAGCUACAAUGGACAAGUUGGAUGGUUCCCUUCAAACUAUGUAACUGAAGAAAGUGACAGUCCUUUGGGUGACCAUGUGGGUUCUCUGUCAGAGAAAUUAGCAGCAGUCGUCAAUAACCUAAAUACUGGGCAAGUGUUGCAUGUGGUACAGGCUCUUUACCCAUUCAGCUCAUCUAAUGAUGAAGAACUUAAUUUUGAGAAAGGAGAUAUAAUGGAUGUUAUUGAAAAACCUGAAAAUGACCCAGAGUGGUGGAAAUGCAGGAAGAUCAAUGGUAUGGUUGGUCUAGUACCAAAAAACUAUGUUACCAUUAUGCAGAAUAAUCUGUUAACCUCAGGUUUGGAACCAUCACCUCCACAGUGUGAUUACAUUAGGCCUUCACUCACUGGAAAGUUUGCUGGCAAUCCUUGGUAUUAUGGCAAAGUCACCAGGCAUCAAGCAGAAAUGGCAUUAAAUGAGAGAGGACAUGAAGGGGAUUUCCUCAUUCGUGAUAGUGAAUCUUCGCCAAAUGAUUUCUCAGUAUCACUAAAAGCACAAGGGAAAAACAAGCAUUUUAAAGUCCAACUAAAAGAAACUGUCUACUGCAUUGGGCAGCGCAAAUUCAGCACCAUGGAAGAACUUGUAGAACAUUACAAAAAGGCACCAAUUUUUACAAGUGAACAAGGAGAAAAAUUAUAUCUUGUCAAGCAUUUAUCAUGAUACUGCUGACCAGAAGUGACUGCCGCAUAGCUGUAAUUUAACGUGUAAUUGAAGACUGAGAAAAUGUUGAGUCCAGUUGUGCUUGAUUGGAAAUUGCUGUUUCUAACUCAUAUGAGAAUGACUAUAAUAAUAUUUUUAUUAUAACUCAGCCCAUACAUAUAUACUAUGUAUGCAGUGCAUCUGCAUAAAACAAUUCCUUAUCCUUGGUCUUCUGUUUUGUUUUCUUCUUUGCUGUUUUGGCUUUGCUUCUAAUAUUACUGUUUUGUAUUUUGGAAAAAAAAAAAUCAAAUAAUGCAGAUCAGAAUCUUUAUAUGGAAGAAAUCCUUUAUUGCCUUUCUUUUAUUUCCUUGUAAAGGCACCCUGUUAGUUCUGUUAUGAUCUCUCUUUAUAUAAAAUUAUUAUAUCUAUAUAUGACAUAUGCUAAAA